This is a messenger RNA of Corythoichthys intestinalis (scribbled pipefish), 2724 nucleotides long. RefSeq names its product zinc finger and BTB domain containing 32 (gene zbtb32). The transcript is spliced from 5 exons. The coding region runs from base 82 to 1479 and encodes 465 amino acids. Gene Ontology annotation, biological process: regulation of transcription by RNA polymerase II. Gene Ontology annotation, cellular component: nucleus. NCBI's taxonomy places the organism in Eukaryota, Metazoa, Chordata, Actinopteri, Syngnathiformes, Syngnathidae. The record is from RefSeq and is a predicted model, not a curated record. Gene Ontology annotation, molecular function: protein binding; DNA-binding transcription factor activity, RNA polymerase II-specific; RNA polymerase II cis-regulatory region sequence-specific DNA binding.
UCCUCUCUGUCAGGAUGUAAGGAAGGCCAUCAUUCACCUGGGAGAAUACUCACACCGCAACAAGUACAAUUUACUUCAGCGAUGAUCCGACUGGAAAACACACAAUACUUCCAUUUCCUGCAUCGAGCCAACGCCCUGCGCCGCUCAGGUUCAAUGUGUGAUGUAGUCAUCUCAGUCAAGAAUCAUACUUUUAGCGCUCAUCGGUUGGUGCUGGCCUGCGCUAGCAGAAGACUUGCAAAGAUACUGACCCAGGCAGAGACAAACCAAGAGAUGCAAUAUACACUAGAAGAUCUCUCACCCAGAACCUUCGAGCAGGUCCUGGACUUUGCCUACAUGCAGAGCCUGGAGGUAUCCAAGAACGACCUACAGCAGCUGCUAAUGGCUGCUCAGUUAUUGGAAAUGCAACCACUCAAGGAGCAGUGCCAGCAUUACUUGGAUGCACUCCACCACAUGACAGGGGAGGCGGCUCAAAAGCACGAAGGAAAUAGUGAAAGUGAUGAAGAAAGAGAGCUCCAACAAAAGCGACAUAAAGAAGAUAAACCCCAAGAAAUUCCUAUAAUUAAAAACAAUAUGAAAGAAACAGCAACCGCAGAAGAUCCAAGAAAAAAGUCCAGGUUGUCAACGUUUAGUAGAGGCUGCGUCAUCAGCAACUCAGUCUCUAACUUAUACUCCUCUCCUUGGACCAUGCCAAGCCACAGGUGGGCCUCCAUGGGCAGCCUGAGACACAUAGCCUACAACUAUUCCACCUUAAUGAGAGGUCAUGACCCCCAGCCUCCUGCAGCUCAUGCCAUUGCCUUAGUGCCGCCUCGCAUCUUCCCUCUCCAAGGGCCCCAUUUCCAGUCAUCCGCUCACCGCUCUGUAGUAGCAGACUUGUAUCCACAUCAUACACAACAGCUUCACACAGCCACUAACGGGAUGGUGAGGAACAUCAAGCCGGGCUUGCAAGUGACAAAGACCAUGACUAGUCGGAACGCAGGCGAAAUCAUCGAGAUCUGUUGCUCUGAAGUGCACAAAGUUGAAACAGCAAAAUAUUGCAAGCACUGCAGCUCAGGCCUUCACCGCAAUCCAACCUCCUCGCCUUCAGGUGAGGCAUGCGCUCAGUGUAAGACCUCUGUGACAGACUGUACAUCCUCUUCCAAUGAACAAGACUUGAGAGAAGCGAGACCCUACAAGUGCCAACACUGUUCCAAGAGGUUUAAUCUCAAACAUCAACUUAACACACAUCACCGAAUUCACACAGGUGAGAAACCCUUCGAAUGUCGUGUCUGUGGUCAGCGCUCACGUGACUUUUCGGCCAUAAUCAAGCACCUCCGGACUCACGGCGGGGCUUCUCCUUACCGGUGCACCUUGUGCUUGGAGUUCUGCAGCAGUCUAGUAGCCAUGCAGCGGCACAUUAACAGCCACCCGGUGCACGACUUCCCCCCUGACUGGAACAUCAGCAGCACCUACCUUUACACAUCACACAUCAGUCAACAAUGACAUCAUGACUAAUAAAAAUAGGGUAAAAACCCCAGAUAGAAGACCCACAUUGAAUAAACGUUGAUUUUCCAUCAAAAUCAUCAGUAUGGUUGACAUAGAAAUUUUCGACGUCAAGUGACAUUGAAACAACGUUGUUCCAUGGUAUGACAGGCGAUGGUUGGGUUAACAUUGUUUUAUAGUUGAUGAACUAAUGUUGACAAAUAGUUGAUUUAUGGUUGACCGGGAAAUAUGAUUGAAAAUUCAUUGAAUUAUGGAUGAGCAGGCGUUUUGGUUGAAAUCAUUCCAUUGAUUCAGUGUUGCUCCAAUAUUAAUAAUCGAAAUGACGUUUAGGUUUUGUAAGGAUUUCAACGUUGAAACAUUAAUUGAGGGUGCAAAAGUGACGUUGAUUCAACGAUAUAAGAUCGACAGUGGAAUGUUGAUCCAACAUCUUUUCAACGUCGGUCUGCUAUAUGGGACGCCACCAACUUACCAUCAAGUAGAAAACACCUGUCAUUUUGAAGGACUUGACAUAAGGUGGUGACUAAGUCAUCUGAAUGUUUUAAAAAUCCAAUGUGGCCAUUGAAUGCAAAAGUUUGGAGCAAUUUGUAGCCCACUAAAGUCUUCGAAUAUGUUUUAACUAAAAAUAUAACUCUCAUUGUUAAUUUCGUUAUGAUGACUGAACUGUCAUCAAAUUGGAAAAAGAAAAUUUACAGCUGCUUGCUAAUAUAACAACCUGAUUCAAACUUCGAAUUACACACGAGAUGACGUGUACUGUACUCUCGUCUGUAAAAGUGAUCUGUUAGAUUACUGGGCGAAAAUAUUUAGCUAGUUAAUUUUGGAAGUUUUGAUUACAACUUUAAUGACAAUUGAAAAAUCAGCACAGUAACCUGGAUGGUCAAAAAUGCCUUCAUGCCUUCCAAAGCACUCUUGGGAAUCACAAAUGUUGCUUUAAAGUUUUGUCAACACAUAAAUGAAUGUAAGACUUUAAAAGGAUUUCAUAUUUAGAAUUUUAAACUUUUAAUGAUGCAUUAAUGCCGUCACUAGGUUAUACAAUAUUAAGUGCUAUUGUAAAAGUGAAUUUUAAAAAAAAAUACAGUAGGGCCUACCAUGUUUUACAGACAGUAUACUGAUCUGUGCAUGAUAUAAUGCAACAUUUAUUGAUUUUACAUUAUGUCUAUCAUUCUAUUUGUAAAAUACAUAUAUCUGAUUAAUAAAUGUGGUGAAUUCCUUGAAUGUUAAGGCAAGUCAAAAUGUACAGAAAGUAAA